Acipenser ruthenus (sterlet) is the source of this 1536-nucleotide messenger RNA. Its product is annotated as interleukin-6-like. Gene Ontology annotation, cellular component: extracellular region. Gene Ontology annotation, biological process: positive regulation of cell population proliferation; T-helper 17 cell lineage commitment; immune response. Gene Ontology annotation, molecular function: cytokine activity; growth factor activity; interleukin-6 receptor binding. NCBI's taxonomy places the organism in Eukaryota, Metazoa, Chordata, Actinopteri, Acipenseriformes, Acipenseridae. The coding region runs from base 286 to 579 and encodes 97 amino acids. The transcript is spliced from 2 exons. The record is from RefSeq and is a predicted model, not a curated record.
AGAGAAGUAAACUCCUGUACCCUGAUCUUAACAGCACUUUUAUAAAAUAUCUCAUUUUGGGAGUAAUACCGUAAAACUUCUAUUUACAAUAUCUGACCGCAGAUCCGACGCGUAUUGGAGACAGGCGAUUAUCUGAGACCCGGCAAUUAUUUGAAGUUUUACGGUAUUAUAUCUACACUGCAAGCUGAAGGAAUACCCUUACACCCAAAUGAACAGUUCAGCAGCAUCUGCAGCAUUUUAAACACAUUCCAUUUCACACAGGAAAACUGUUUAAGAACAAUCGCUAUGGGGCUUCAAGAAUAUCUACAGUACAUGGAUUACGUGAAGGACUCCUAUACCAGCGGGAAGGACGAAAUAGAAAAAGUAUGCGAAACAAUACAAAAUCUGUCAGCUGAUGUCUUUCAAAGGGUGAAGAAGAAUCCCCAAAGCGUCAUCAAGUUAGAAAUGAACACAAAGGAUAUCCUCUCGCACAGCAGCGACAGUGAGUGGGGUCGGGCAGUGAAUGUACACGUCAUUCUCAGGGAGUUCACCAAUUUCAUGGAGAAAACAUAUAUCGCUAUUCGCCACAUCAACGAGUGAAAAUCCAGAAAGAUCGUAUCUGUUUGAGCGUUUUAGUUCAGUGUUUAAGAUGAAGAAAUCUAUUUAAUAUAUUUAAUAAUCUGCUAUUGUCAGUAGGUAAUAAGUGUGUUCUUUGUCAAGAACCCCCAAAAAUAUUUAAUACCUCUUCUGUAAUAAUUAUUUAUUCACUCGAACAAUUGAAUGUAUUUAUUUGUUUAUUUAUACUGUCGUUAUUAAAAUAUACUUAAACAAUACAAGAGUGAUAAUAUUGUUUGAAAUUGUACAUGUAAACUUGUUAAAAAUGGCACCCUCCUGUCCUGAUUGGUGGGAAAAAACCGAAACCUUUUAAUAUUCAACCUCACAGCUAAUCAGACUGUGCUGCAUAGUCAAUACUGUAUUUGCUGUGCUGGGUAAGUGUACUAGCAUCAGGAUUACAGUCUAGUUACAGUACAUUAAUACAGUAUGUAUUUUCUUGAGAAACAGGAAAAUGUGGUAUUACUGGUUUAAGCAGUAUUUAAAAAAAAAAAAAAAACUUAUUCAGAACAUGGCAUUUUAUUUAUUAUUUAUUUAUAGAUAACCAGUCACUAUUUUACAGCAAAAAAAAGCAAACAGAUAUUCUUCAUAUUUAAGUAUUUUUUGUAUUAAUAUAAAGAUAGACAAUGGUUUAUAGCCACGGGCAGAAGUUGCUAAGUGUCCACUGCAGGCAAGUUACAGUAUACCUUGGGUCAUAUUCAGAACACAUGACCGUGCAGGUAAAUUCAUUUCAAUUACAUGCAUUUAAGCCUUAAUGAAUACCUCAUUAUUAAAAUGUGUGUUGCUGUGCGGCAUGGUAAAAUGUAAGCUUUUUUAAUAUAGACUGUUUUAACAUGUUUAUUGGUGGGAUAUGUUGGUUAUGUAUUGUUGCGGUUAUGGUAUUUAUUUGAAAAAUAAGCUUGUUGUGCUAGUUACUGUGAUGUGUUCUCCAUGCUGUCCAUCUAU